AUGCUUGAUUUACUUUCUUUGGUCCUAGUGGUCGCUGUUAAAGUAUUUAAGAAAACUACCCCAAAUGGCAAGGUUACUGUUUACCUCGGCAAACGCGACUUCAUUGAUCAUGUGGAGCACUGCGAUCCCAUCGACGGAGUUGUGGUUGUUGACACGGAAUAUCUGAAAGGGCGAAAGGUUUACAGCCAGCUCGUCACUACCUACCGCUUCGGUAGGGAAGAAGAUGAAGUCAUGGGAGUGAAGUUCUCCAAGGAGAUGGUUAUCGGCCAGGAACAAGUAGUCCCCAUGAUCAACUCUAAGAUGGAAUUAACACCUGUACAGGAGAAACUGCUGAAGAAACUGGGACCUAAUGCCUUCCCAUUCACCUUUACCUUCCCUGAAAUGUCACCAAGCUCGGUUACACUACAACCAUCUGAGGAAGAUCAGGGCAAGCCUAUGGGCGUGGAAUACUGUGUCCGUACCUACGUGGCCGAAAGUGAAGACCAAAAGAGCCACAAGAGGAGCUCUGUGACUCUUGCUAUUAAGAAGCUGCAACAUGCCCCAGCGUCUCGUGGUCGCCGCCUUCCUAGCUCCCUCGUGAGCAAGGGCUUCACUUUCAGCAAUGGAAAGAUCAGCCUUGAGGUCACCCUGGACAAGGAAAUCUAUUACCACGGCGAAAAGAUCGCUGCCAACCUGAUCGUCUCGAACAACUCCCGCAAAUCGGUGCGCAACAUCCGCUGCAUGGUCGUUCAGCAUGUUGAAAUCACAAUGAUCAACUCGCAGUUCAGCCGCCAUGUCGCCUCUCUGGAGAGCCGUGAGGGCUGCCCAGUCACACCCGGAGCUAGCCUGUCGAAGACUUUCUACCUUGUGCCACUGGCUCGCAGCAACAAGGACAUCCGUGGUGUGGCUCUGGACGGACACCUGAAGGAGGACGACGUGAACCUGGCCAGCUCCACCCUUGUCUGCGAAGGCAAAUGCCCUGCCGACGCUAUUGGUAUUGUCGUGUCCUACUCCGUCCGCGUCAAGCUGAACUGCGGAACCCUUGGCGGUGAACUCGUCACCGAUGUGCCCUUCAAGCUGUUGCACCCCGCCGAUGGAACUGUUGAGCGCCAGCGAUUCAACGCUAUGAAGAAGAUGCAGUCCAUCGAGAGACACCGCUACGAGAACUCGCUUUAUGCCAACGAGGAGGAAGACAACAUUGUUUUCGAGGACUUCGCCCGCCUCAGGAUGAACGAGCCUGAA
Messenger RNA from Iphiclides podalirius (scarce swallowtail), 1221 nucleotides. Lineage: Eukaryota; Metazoa; Arthropoda; Insecta; Lepidoptera; Papilionidae. The record is from the annotation of a GenBank genome assembly.